AGGAUGGUGCAGCGUGUGGCAGUGAUCGGGGCUGGUCCCUCUGGUUUGACUAGUGUGAAGGAGUGCCUUGAUGAGGGCUUGGAGCCAACCUGCUUCGAGAGCAGUGAUGACAUGGGUGGACUCUGGAAGUUUAAGGAGGUUUCAGAGCCAAACAGGGCCAGUAUCUACCGCUCUCUUACCAUAAAUAUCUCCAAAGAAAUGAUGUGCUUUAGUGACUUUCCGAUCCCUGCUGACUACCCAAACUACAUGCACCACUCAAAGAUCCUACAUUAUUUCAGGAUGUAUGCUGAACAUUUUAAAGUACUACAGCAUGUUCGAUUCCAGACCUCUGUGAAAAGUGUAAAACAGAGACCUGACUUCACCAGAACUGGACAAUGGGAAGUUAUCACGGAGACGAAAGAUGGCCAAGAGGAAAGACAUGUUUUUGAUGCAGUAAUUUGUUGCUCUGGUCACUACACAUAUCCCAAUCUCCCGCUAAAAGACUUUCCAGGAAUUGAGACAUUUGAGGGAAAGUACUUCCACAGCUGGGACUACAAAGGCCCUGAAGGCAUGGAAGGAAAGAGAGUGGUGGUGAUUGGCAUUGGGAACUCUGGAGGAGACAUUGCAGUGGAGUCCAGCAGAUUUGCAGAGCAGGUGUACAUGAGCACUCGGCGAGGUGCCUGGGUCAUUCGGCAGGUGUCAGACAACGGACUCCCAGUCGACAUGAAAUACAACACCCGAUUUGUCCACAUUCUCUUCCAGCUUCUACCAAUGAGUGUCUUGAACUGGAUUGGAGAGGGCAAACUCAAUGCCAUGUAUGACCACACCAUGUACGCUCUGAAACCCAAGCAUCGGCUGUUCAGUCAGAUUCCUGUGAUAAAUGAUGACCUGCCCCUGAAAAUCCUGUCUGGCUCCGUCAUCAUUAAACCAAAUGUCAAAGAAAUCUGUGGAUCCAAUGUCAUAUUUACUGAUGGCUCUGUUGUUGAAAAGGUUGACAUAAUUGUUUUUGCUACAGGCUACAACUAUGACUUCCCAUAUUUGCCCAAAAAAGUUAUGUACAGAACUGGCCAUCGCGUUGGCCUGUACAAACAUGUGUUUCCCCCGACCCUUGAGCACCCGACUUUGGCUGUGGUUGGAUUCAUCCACGCCCUGGGAGCCAUUAUGCCCCAGGCAGAAAUGCAGGCACGCUGGGUUACACGGGUGUUUAAAGGCCUUAAAAAGCUUCCUCCAACCCCAGCAAUGGUAAAGGCUGUGGAGAAAGACACUAAGGACAUUGAAAAUAACUACGUAGUGUCCAAGCUGACCCCAUUGCAAGUGGAUUUCGUUUCCUACAUGGAUGAUCUCGCCGGGGAGAUUGGAGUGAGGCCAAGUCUACUGUGGCUCUUCUUCACAGACUAUUCCCUGUUUAAGAAGGUCCUGUGGGGUCCUGUCACUGCCUAUCAGUACCGCCUCGUAGGACCCGGGAAGUGGGAUGGAGCACGCAGGGCAAUCUUCACCCAGUUUGAUCGCAUGUACCAAGCUCUCAAGACAAGACAGGUUGAAGAAGAGUCAGACGUAUCCUACUUUGGGAGACUGAUGAAGCUGACUAUGGCUGUGAUGGCUGGUGGAGCUGCUGUGUAUUACGUUCAUAAUCGCAAUCCAGACACCAUGCCCAGCCUGAUUUCAAAGAUCCGCUCAAUAACUUUCUGAAACAAUUGCCCGAGAAAGUGAAAGUUAUUAUUUGUUUGCCUUAUUUGUUUUAUAGGCUGUGAUUUGCAUGGAUAGAAUGUUGAUUUGUUGUACGCAAAGACUGUAAAAUCAUGACCAAUCUUUUAUUAUAUUACCAUACAUUUUAACAUACUCUGUAUGUUGCUGUAAUCUUUUUGGUUAUCAAUGGAACUCAAAAGCAUUUUAACACAUGUAUUCCCAGUUUUGUCAAAAAAAAAAUGUAACUCCAAUUUUUUCAAUGCAUGUGUGAAGUUAUUUGAGUGUGCCCCCUGGUGAUGAAACAUUCUAUUCUAUUGCUGGUUAAAACCAGUGAAAAGAAAAGUGGUUAUUCAAGGCAAUUAGGCAGUGUAUGAAAUGUAAAAUCAGUUUGGUGUGAUAUCACUCUAGUGGACAAAUCUUUUAUUAUUGACAAUUUCUUUCGAUUUAAUUAAAUAAAAUUAUGUAAUUAAAUACAUUUCUUUCUAUUUAAUUACAUAAAAUUAUGACAGUUUGUUUUUUGUACAAAAUACAGUCCUCUUGCAAUGACUGAAGACAUAAAAAGAGUUUUUUGGUUGUUUUUUUUUCAACUUUAUUGCUCUUGUUUUGUGACAAAAAAUCCAUUUUCUGUUUGUAUGUUAACAUCAAAAUCAGUCUGUGACAGUGGUUUGUAAGGUGUAUUUUAGGUAAUGUAACUACAUUAGCAUUGUCUUAUAUCAGUUUUUGCGUUGGCUUGGCAUUCUUGUUUGCCAAGAAUGCCAAGCUUUCUUUAUAAAGUUUUG
Periophthalmus magnuspinnatus is the source of this 2444-nucleotide messenger RNA. Its product is annotated as flavin-containing monooxygenase 5-like. Lineage: Eukaryota; Metazoa; Chordata; Actinopteri; Gobiiformes; Gobiidae. Gene Ontology annotation, molecular function: N,N-dimethylaniline monooxygenase activity; flavin adenine dinucleotide binding; NADP binding. The record is from RefSeq and is a predicted model, not a curated record. The transcript has 10 exons. The coding region runs from base 4 to 1668 and encodes 554 amino acids.